Closterium sp. NIES-65 is the source of this 1770-nucleotide messenger RNA. The record is from the annotation of a GenBank genome assembly. NCBI's taxonomy places the organism in Eukaryota, Viridiplantae, Streptophyta, Zygnematophyceae, Desmidiales, Closteriaceae.
AUGUGCGCCGUCGGUCACACACUAGUGUGGCUGCACUUCGUGUACGACCAGCUGAGCCGCUCGCCCACCUCUCGAUGUGUGCCGCCCCUCGACUUCACAACUCCGUACAGCUGGUAUCACAAGCACCUCUUUCAUGCUCGAAACGACAAGGCACAAAAAGAGCUGCCGGCUUCAUCUCAUUCUCGGAUCACGAAAGAGAUGUGGCGGACGAACAAGAUCUUCAUCACGCGCAACACCCACGCCGCCCGGGCGGGUGGGGCACAGGAGCUGGCCGACGACGGCGUUCCGCGAUCUGACAUCGCCGACUUGGGCCACUGGGCGCUCGACAAGCUCGCGAAGAGCUACAUCACGACCAUCCCGAAGGCGGCGGUGUUGAGAAAGGCCGGCUACACGGGCAAGCGCGGCGACUACCACCUCGGCCGGAGCAUGGUGAAGCCCGACGACAAGGUGGUGGCCCUCAUCGCCCAGCACAUCUUUCCGUGGGCGGAAGCGGAACUGGCCAAGGUGAGCAUUUCGGACGGCAAAAACGCCGACAACCCGCCGACCAUUUCCACGACGACAUUCUACCGACGGCUGAUUGUGUUUGUGUUUGUGUUCAACUCGCAGGCGGUAAGGUGCGCAUCCGCGAGAGAGCCCAACACGGCCGGGGUGCACUUCCUGCAAUCGCUCAUCGAGUUCGGCCGCCGAAUCGUUGCCGAGGAUCUUGCGUGCAUGCUGAUGCGCGAACCGUGGCACCCGUACGUCCAGAGUUCCAAGCUCUGCCGCGACCCCGACUUCCAGAAAUGGGCCAAGGACGUCAACCGGGUGGACCUCGAAACCAUCGCGACGCGCAGUACUCCGAGCGAGAACCCCCAAGAGGAAUUCAGCGCGCGAGUUGACGCCGAAUAUCAGGUCGACCAGCUCACCAUGAUGCUGCACCGCCAGAGGGAGGAUGCCGCGAUCGAGAAGCUUGAAAUGCAGAAGAAGUUGGAGGAGAAGGACGCGGAGAUCGCGAAGUUGAUGCAGGCUCUCAAGCUGGCCGAGGCACGGACGACGCCGACUGCGCCGGCACCGUCAAGGCCGAUGACCGCCACCGAGAAGGCAACGUCCGUCAAGAUCGAGAAGGAACAGAACGAUGACCUGACGUACGAGGUCAACGUCGUGCAUCCGUGGCGCACAUCCAAGACGGUCGAGGCUGCAUGGCGCUGGUGGAACAACCCGUCCAACUUCGACUCGCGUCCGUUGCGCGAACGUUACGACGAGCACAGAUUCCUCGUCAGACACACGCGCAUGAUCUGCAAGGACGAAAAGGGCGACAAACCCGCCGCGUCGGCGAAGAGCUCUCGUCCCACGACCGAGGUGGGUGAGACGGGGAAAAACGAUGCGCUGCAGCACUGCGCUCGCCGGAUGAGGCGGAUCAUGGAAGCGGUGCACGACUUGCGGCGGAGCGACGACGCCGCUGACACCGCCGCCGUCAUCAAGCUACUCGACCACCUGGGGCGAACGGGGCUUUCCACUUUCAGCGACGCGCUCUUGGUCCUCCGUGCAACCCCGCCCAUCAAGGUCCCCACCACAGCCGACGGAAAGUCGGUCGGCAUCAAGGGUCUGGCCAAGCCGCUGGCGAGGAAGCUCGCCGUUGCGUGGGGCGUGGUCACGGCGGGCUACAUGGACGCUGACUGGGGAAAGAGGCUCUUCGGUGACUUGUGGGAUGAGCAGGCCAAUAAGGCCGGCUUGGAGGCCGAGGCGACGGCGGGAGCCAUCGGCGCAGGGAAGCGCAAGAGGGCGGGCUGA